Neurospora tetrasperma FGSC 2508 is the source of this 1701-nucleotide messenger RNA. RefSeq lists its product as uncharacterized. The transcript has a single exon. The coding region runs from base 1 to 1701 and encodes 566 amino acids. Lineage: Eukaryota; Fungi; Ascomycota; Sordariomycetes; Sordariales; Sordariaceae. Gene Ontology annotation, cellular component: membrane; G protein-coupled receptor homodimeric complex. Gene Ontology annotation, biological process: G protein-coupled receptor signaling pathway. Gene Ontology annotation, molecular function: mating-type factor pheromone receptor activity; pheromone binding. The record is from RefSeq and is a predicted model, not a curated record.
AUGGCCUCCUCUUCGUCCCCUCCCGCCGACAUCUUCAGCGGCAUAACCCAAUCCCUCAACUCCACCCACGCCACUCUCACCCUCCCCAUCCCCCCCGCCGACCGCGACCACCUCGAGAACCAAGUUCUCUUUUUGUUCGACAAUCACGGCCAACUCCUCAAUGUCACCACCACCUACAUCGACGCCUUCAACGACAUGUUGCUUUCCACCACCAUCAACUACGCCACCCAAAUCGGCGCCACCUUCAUCAUGCUCGCCAUCAUGCUGCUCAUGACGCCCCGCCGCCGCUUCAAGCGUUUACCCACCAUCAUCAGCCUCCUGGCACUUUGCAUCAACCUGAUCCGCGUCGUCCUGCUGGCGCUUUUCUUCCCUUCGCACUGGACCGAUUUCUACGUCUUGUACUCGGGCGACUGGCAGUUCGUGCCCCCCGGCGACAUGCAAAUCAGCGUGGCGGCCACGGUGCUCAGCAUCCCCGUUACGGCCCUGCUGCUGUCGGCGCUCAUGGUGCAAGCGUGGAGCAUGAUGCAGCUGUGGACACCGCUCUGGCGGGCCUUGGUCGUUUUGGUCUCGGGUCUGCUUUCGCUGGCAACCGUGGCGAUGUCCUUUGCCAACUGCAUUUUUCAAGCCAAGGAUAUCUUGUAUGCGGACCCGCUGCCUUCGUAUUGGGUGCGGAAGCUGUACUUGGCGUUGACGACGGGGUCGAUUUCGUGGUUUACGUUUUUGUUCAUGAUUCGCUUGGUCAUGCACAUGUGGACCAACAGGAGUAUCUUGCCGAGUAUGAAGGGACUCAAGGCCAUGGACGUCUUGAUUAUUACUAACUCCAUUUUGAUGCUGAUCCCGGUCUUGUUUGCCGGGCUGGAGUUCUUGGACUCGGCCAGUGGGUUUGAGAGCGGUUCGCUUACCCAGACGAGCGUGGUCAUUGUCUUGCCGCUUGGCACGCUUGUUGCGCAACGGAUUGCUACGAGGGGAUACAUGCCUGACUCUUUGGAGGCUUCUUCUGGACCUAAUGGAAGUUUACCGCUUAGCAAUUUGAGUUUUGCUGGUGGUGGUGGUGGUGGUGGUGGUGGCCACAAAGACACAGAAAACGGAGGAGGAAUCAUCCCUCCCACCAACAACACAGCAACCGACUUUUCCUCCUCCAUCGCCUGCAGCGGCAUCAGCUGCCUCCCAAAGGUAAAGCGCAUGACGGCCAGCUCGGCAUCUUCAAGUCAACGACCCCUUUUGACAAUGACCAAUUCAACCAUAGCCAGCAAUGACUCGUCGGGUUUCCCGAGUCCAAGCAUCCAUAACACCACGACGGCGACGCAGUACCAGUACUCUAUGGGAAUGAACAUGCCCAACUUCCCACCUGUUCCUUUUCCUGGCUACCACAGUCGUAACACGGGCGUUACUUCUCACAUUGUCAGCGACGGACGACACCAAGGCAUGAACCGACAUCCGAGCGUCGACCACUUUGAUCGCGAGCUGGCGAGGAUAGAUGAUGAAGACGAUAUGGAUAACGACGAUGGUUAUCCCUUUGCGUCAUCCGAGAAAGCAGUUAUGCAUGGUGAUGAAGAUGAUGAUGUAGAAAGGGGAAGGAGGAGAGCUCUGCCUCCACCGCUUGGGGGAGUAAGAGUUGAAAGAACGAUUGAGACUAGAAGCGAGGAGAGGAUGCCGUCGCCUAAUCCGUUGGGAGUCACGAAGCCGAGAUCUUUUGAGUAG